AUCCAUUCUAAGAUUUCCAAUUUUGCUAUGAUCUAGUUUAAAGUAUACGUCGUGUAAGGAUGUUAUAUCCGGUUUACGUAUAGUUAAAUAUCACUCUUGAAGCUGAAGUAUCUCCUCCUUAGAAAGUUUCUGGGAUGUGCCAUCGUCGGUGAUGGUGCGAUUAUCGUUGCCGCUUGCGAAUAUAAACAAUGUUUCCUCACAAAGAAUUUCAAGCGAUUGUACUUGCUGGUGGAGGAGGAUCUCGUAUGACGGAACUCACUCAUGGAAAACAUAAAUGUUUGUUACCGAUUGGAAAUGUGCCGAUGAUUUGGUAUCCGCUUCAAUUAUUGGAGAACACUGGCUUCAAAGAAGCCAUCGUUGUCGUAUCUGAAAAUAUGGAAAACAGUGUACUGUCGUCUAUCGCCAAGUUGAAUUUAAAAAUUAAGGUGGAUAUUGCUUCCGUUGAAGACGCGGAAGAACUUGGUACUGCAGAUUCUAUCAGACUGAUUCACGAAAAAAUAUAUACAGAUUUUUUGGUAAUCUCCUGUGAUUUGAUCGCCGAUGUUGACAUAUCUGAAGUUUUAAAUCUGUAUAGAAAACACAAUGCCAGUAUCACGGCGUUGCUGUUACCUACACCCAAGGUGCCCGAGGAUUUUGUAACUCCAGGCCCUAAGAAUAAACAGAAACCGGAGACUGAUUUGAUCGGUAUUGAUAACGAAACAGGACGUUUGGUUUUCUUAGCCUCUGGUUCAGAUUUCGAAGAAACUAUAAAUAUUUCGCAAACGCUCCUUAAAAGACAUCCAAAUUUUACUCUUCAUUCGAAAUUAAUGGAUGCUCAUUUAUAUGUUAUCAGAAGAUGGGUUUUAGAUUUUUUGAUGCAUAACAAAAACUUAACUACACUGAAAGGCGAACUUCUUCCAUAUAUCGUAAGUAAACAAUUUUCUAAGCCUCCUAAACAAUGCGUGGACGAUAAGAAUACUUCGCUGGUACAAGUAAACUUAAAAGAAGAUAUUUACCGCUUCGCGGUAGAAAAAUCACUGGACGAGUUGAUUAGAAAAAUGUCAGCGUAUAACGAUCGCAGUACCGAUUUAGAGGAUGGAUAUAACGGUGACAUAAUUAGAUGCUACGCUUAUAUUGGUAAUGGGAAAUUUGGUUUAAGAGCAAACACGAUACAAAUGUAUCACUUUAUUAAUACCAAGAUAUCCGAAUGGUGGAACGUCGAUAACAAUGUACAACCUCGUUUAAAGAACGUUUCACCUACAGCCACUGUACAUAGUACACAGAUACAAGGUUGCAGUAUAGAUGAUAAUUGUACGAUUUCUGAAAAAACCUCCUUGAGAGAAAGUCACCUUGGACCAAACACAGUUAUCGACUCUAAAACGAGAGUAUCUUACAGUACUGUAAUGGAAAAUGUAACAAUUAAACAAGGGUGUGUAAUACAGAAUUGUAUAUUAUGCAAUUGUUGCUUCAUAGAAGAAGGUACAGAACUAAAAGAUUGCAUCGUUGGUCCUCAGCAUACUGUAACAGCUGGAAGUCAACAUUCUCGCGAAGUUCUCACGGAUCCGGAUAAGCUCAUAGAAAUUUAAUCGUUUAGAACAAACUAGACGAAUUAGUUGCUUAAGUAAAGACUAAAUUUAUAAAACUAGGCAUCUCUUCUAUAAAAUGAUAUUUAACUUUUAUUUUAAAAAAUUUUUCAUUUUGAAAAUCGAUAAUUUUAUAACCGCAAACAUGAAUAUUUUUAAAAUACAAUCAUGUGAAAUCCAAAAUUAUGUUUUGAUCAUUAACCUUUGAAAUAAGAAUUAAUUUUUUAUUUCGGCGUAUAGUA
Megachile rotundata (alfalfa leafcutting bee) is the source of this 1804-nucleotide messenger RNA. It is a transcript of the gene eIF2Bgamma, whose product is annotated as eukaryotic translation initiation factor 2B subunit gamma. NCBI's taxonomy places the organism in Eukaryota, Metazoa, Arthropoda, Insecta, Hymenoptera, Megachilidae. Gene Ontology annotation, molecular function: guanyl-nucleotide exchange factor activity; translation initiation factor activity. The record is from RefSeq and is a predicted model, not a curated record. Gene Ontology annotation, cellular component: guanyl-nucleotide exchange factor complex; eukaryotic translation initiation factor 2B complex. Gene Ontology annotation, biological process: biosynthetic process; cytoplasmic translational initiation.